This is a messenger RNA of Paramecium primaurelia, 1228 nucleotides long. NCBI's taxonomy places the organism in Eukaryota, Ciliophora, Oligohymenophorea, Peniculida, Parameciidae. The record is from the annotation of a GenBank genome assembly.
AUGAAAUAUAAUAAAUUGAAUUAAUAAAGUAAACCAGUUUGUAUAUGAUAAGAAAAAAAAUAAAAUUGAGAUAGCGAGGAUUCAAUGCCUAGUGAUAUUGAUAUAGUUGAAAUUGAAGAUGCAGAAAAAAAGAAAAAAAAUAUUGAAGCAUUACAAUUAAUUGAUCAUUCUUAAAUCUAAUAUGAAGAAUUUGAAUAAAAUUUUUAUUAAGAACAUGAAGAAAUAACAAAUUUAAAUGUAACUCAAGUAGAAAAGAUAAAAAGAGAAUAUUAAAUUCAUAUUAAAGGCAAUAAUAUCCCAAAUAUCAUUUGAACAUCUCUAAUUGGACUAAAAAUUAGUUAAUAAAUAAGUAGCAUAAAAUUUUGAGAAGCCAACUGCAAUUUAAAGUUAAGCCUUACUAUGUGUAUUGUCAGGAAGAAAUGUUAUUUGAGUUGCAAAGACAGGAUUAGGUAAAACUAUAGCAUAUGUUUGGCCUAUGCUUGUUAAUGUGAGUGCAUAGAGAGUAGUAGAGAAAAAAGAAGGGCCUAUAGGAUUAGUAAUUGUGCCUACAAGAGAAUUAGGAUAUUAAGUAUUUAUAGAAACUAAAAAAUAUACACAAUUGUUAUAUAUAAGCGUCAGUGCUCUAUUAGGAGGUGAAAAUAAACAUCAGGUGUAGAUAUAAUAAUAGCUAAUCCAUGUAGGUUGAUUGAAAUGAUUAAGAUGAAAGCUACAAAUAUGUAUAGAUGUACUUAUGUUGUAUUUGAUGAAGCUGAUUAAAUGUUUAGUUUAGGUUUAGAAUAUUAAAUUAGAUCUAUAAUAAAUCAAAUAAGACCUAAUUAAUAAAUAUUGUUAUUUACUGCUACUAUGAAAAAGAAGAUUAGAUAAUUAUGUGUAGUUAUGUUGAUUGAUCCUAUUGUUAUUAAAAUUGGUGAGAAUGGAAAUUAAGUAAAUAAAGAUAUUAAAUAAAUGCCUGUAAUUAUUGAACUUAAAAACUUAUUUCUAAAAUGGAAAAGUAUUAAUAUUUGUGAAAUUAAAUGGAUUAAUGUGAGUCAUUGAUUUCAGAAAUCAAACAACAAUCAGGAGUUUAGGGACUUACUCUGAUAUUUAUAAACAUAGAAUAGGAAGAACUGGAAGAGCUGGAAAUUGUGACGGUGCUGCUUAUUCAUUAGUAUAGAAAUAAGAUUGGAAAUUAGCUAUUAUGUUAAUAAUAAGCAUAGAAUUUGCAGGAUAGAUUGUAUCUCAAAAAUGA